Molecule: messenger RNA, 1275 nt
Organism: Fonsecaea multimorphosa CBS 102226
Lineage: Eukaryota; Fungi; Ascomycota; Eurotiomycetes; Chaetothyriales; Herpotrichiellaceae
Exons: 1
Coding region: 1-1275 (424 amino acids)
Source: RefSeq, a predicted model, not a curated record
AUGGAGGCCCAAAUAACACCACUGUUGGAAGAGGCUGUCAAGGACAAGAAGGUACCAGGGGUCGGAUGUUUCAUCAUCGACUCCAAGGGCAACUUUCUGCUCAAAGAGACCUUGGGAACCACUCAUCUCCAGGACCCCGAUGCCGCCCCAUUCGACGCGGACACCACGAUGGCAAUCUUUUCAUGCACCAAACUUAUCACCGUGAUUGCUGCGCUGCAACUGGUCGAACAAGGCAAGAUCUCCCUCUCGGACCCGGUGGAGAAAUAUGUUCCUCGAAUCUCGAAGAUUCAGGUGCUCGACUGCGUCAAGACAGAUGCAGAUGGCAAACCCGAGCCCGUGUUGCGCUCCCCGGCGUCAAAACCGACCAUUCUGCAUCUUAUGACCCACACAGCUGGCUUUACGUACGAUUUCUUUGAUCACGCAACACUUGCAUGGCGCGUGAGCACAGGUCGCGCUCCCAUGCAGUACCACUCGAUCGGCGACUGGGAGGAUUAUGAAACGCCUCUGGUGGUCGACCCAGGUACUAAAUAUGUCUAUGGCAUCGGCAUUGACUGGCUAGGUUUCGUUGUCCAGGAAGUCACCGGCCAAGCCCUGCCCGAUUAUCUUGCUGAACACGUCUUGAAGCCCUUAGGCAUGAACGACACAGGUGCUAAGCUUCCGCCGGGAAAGAAGAACAUCUAUCUAGUCCACUUCGAUGUGCCCGAUGGAGCAGGGCUUGUAGGAGUUCCGGACGCAAAGCAUAACGAAUCCCCUGUAACCUGGGGCGGUGGAGGCUUCCUCUACUCGACCAUGAACGACUACGCAAAAUUACUGGCGGCGAUACUCAACAACGGCACCUCACUCACCACGGGCAACUCGGUCCUCAAACCUGAGACCGUCAAAAACUUUCUUUUCAAGGACCUCCUUGGUCCAGAAGUCGACAAGUCCGACGUCGGUGAAGUUCGUGCGAGUAUUCCACAAGCCUCCCUUGAGGGAUCCUUGUUGCCUUCGAUCCCACCCGAGAAACGAGGCUGGUCGGCCGGGCUGCUCAUGAACCACGACGAUUUACCCUAUGGUCGCAAAGCCGGGUCUGGCGCAUGGGCCGGCCUCGGGAAUUUGUACUACUGGAUCGAUCCCACGACUGGCAUUGCGGGGAUGAUUUGCUCGAGUAUUCUGCCGUUUUUGAACCCUACGGUUAUGAGGCUGUUUGAUGAGCUAGAGAGGGUCGCCUAUGGACACGGUGUCAGCGACGAUGACGUGGAUCCAGAUAAGAGGAACUACAAGCCCAAGUCGUGA